UUCUUCAUCGGACGCGCCCUGUACAGAAUCUACCUCCACCCACUUCGCGCAUUUCCGGGCCCGAAACUCUGGGCCAUCUCACGACUGCCAUGGCACGUCCACAACAUUCGCGGCGACUUGGCUCGUACCAUUCACGCGCUCCAUGAACAACACGGUCCUACCGUGCGCAUUGCGCCCGAUGAGCUGUCGUAUACGUCGUCACAGGCAUGGAAAAAGAUUUAUGGUCAGACGCACCCCGAGUUCUCCAAGUGUCUGGAUGGGCGCGGCAUUGCUCCUGUGACCAAGGAAGCGCAUUUGCGUGGCAUCAUUGCUGCGGAAACGCUCAAACACCGUCGCCUCAGACGAGCGAUCGCGCCAGCUUUUUCGGAACGUGCACUAAGCCAGCAAGAGCAUUGCUUACAGAAGCACAGCGACAGCUUGAUGCGAUGCUUGCGCGAACGAUGCAACCGGGGGGAGCCUCUGGACAUUGGGAGAUGGUUUUCGCUCACUACAUACGACAUUAUCACAGAGCUGACCUUUGGUCACGCGGAUGGCUGCCUCAACGAUCCGGACAAGCCUUGGCUCACAGUCAUGGGCGCAAGAGCAAAGACUAUUCGGUGGUUCCAAUUUGCAAUUUACUAUGGCUUUGAUGGCUUGAUCGCACGUGUGGGGCCCUCGGUCAUGACUCGUUCGAGACAAGCUCAUAUGAAGAUGCUUGGCAGCAAGGUGCAGCGUCGUCUGAAGGAGAAAGACAUGGGAAUGGACUUCAUGUCACAUAUUUUGGAUAACAGAUCAGAGCCACUCUCGGUGUCUGAGCUCGUCAUCAUGGCGAGCGCGUUCGUCGUCGCAGGGUCUGGAACAUCGGCAAGAGCACUCUCUGCGACCACUUAUUUCUUGUGCUGUCACCCAGACAAGCUUGCCCUUGCCGUCGACGAGGUACGAGCCGCCUUCCUGGACGAAAGCAGUAUCACAAUCAAAUCUGCUGCAACGCUCGAGUACCUCUUUGCUUGCAUCCAGGAAGCAAUGCGGAUGCAUCCGCCGAACCCGUCCACGUUACCACGGUGGGUGCCAGCAGACGGCGAGGUCAUUGAGGGCGCAUGGGUACCUGGCGGCACAGCAGUCGGCGUGCAUCAACUAUCAGCGGGACUUGCGGACUGGAACUUCGCCAGGGCCAGAACAUUUUUGCCUGAGCGAUGGCUGGAGCUGCCACAGAAAUCGGAGUUUGAGCGAGAUGAUCGAGCCUCUGCCCAGCCCUUCUCCUAUGGUCCCAGGGGAUGUGUUGGCACCAAUCUUGCACAUGCAGAGAUGCGCCUGCUCAUGGCCCGACUUCUCUACACCUUCGAUGUGGAGAUUACAGCCCAGGCGCAAGAAUGGACAGCAAGUCAGAAGAGCUAUCUCACAUGGGAACAGACACCGUUGAUGGUGAAGCUGACAGUAAGGUCUUGA
Molecule: messenger RNA, 1425 nt
Organism: Sphaerulina musiva SO2202
Lineage: Eukaryota; Fungi; Ascomycota; Dothideomycetes; Mycosphaerellales; Mycosphaerellaceae
Product: cytochrome P450
Exons: 2
Molecular function (GO): heme binding; oxidoreductase activity, acting on paired donors, with incorporation or reduction of molecular oxygen; iron ion binding
Source: RefSeq, a predicted model, not a curated record